Messenger RNA from Mesocricetus auratus (golden hamster), 3858 nucleotides. It is a transcript of the gene Sgk2, whose product is annotated as serum/glucocorticoid regulated kinase 2. The coding region runs from base 182 to 1285 and encodes 367 amino acids. NCBI's taxonomy places the organism in Eukaryota, Metazoa, Chordata, Mammalia, Rodentia, Cricetidae. The transcript has 13 exons. Gene Ontology annotation, molecular function: ATP binding; protein serine/threonine kinase activity. The record is from RefSeq and is a predicted model, not a curated record. Gene Ontology annotation, biological process: protein phosphorylation.
UGUCUGCCUGCAGCCUGUGCUCAGCUCCAACUGCUGCAUCUUCCGGAAGCCUCUGCCCAGACUGCAUAGGGUGGGAGCUGCUAAGAUUGUAUCAGAAGUUAAAGGUGUGCAAUCGGGCAGACCUGCCUGGAGGCCAAGGUCUUCCCUGUACCCCCAGAGCCCACCUCAUCACAGCUACAGAAUGGCUUCCAGCCCAGUUGGAGCUCCCAGCCCACAGCCCUCUAGGGCCAAUGGAAACAUCAACCUGGGGCCAUCAGCUAACCCAAAUGCCCGGCCCACAGACUUCGACUUCCUCAAAAUCAUUGGCAAAGGGAACUAUGGGAAGGUCCUACUGGCCAAGCGCAAGUCCGAUGGAGCCUUCUAUGCAGUGAAAGUGCUUCAGAAGAAGUCCGUCAUAAAGAGCAAAGAGCAGAACCACAUCAUGGCAGAGCGCAAUGUCCUGCUGAAGAACGUGCGGCACCCCUUCCUCGUGGGCCUGCGCUGCUCCUUCCAGACCCCAGAGAAGCUCUACUUUGUGCUUGACUACGUCAACGGAGGAGAGCUCUUCUUCCACCUGCAGCGGGAACGUAGGUUCCCGGAGCCCCGGGCCCGGUUCUACGCCGCAGAGGUGGCCAGCGCCAUUGGCUACCUACACUCUCUCAACAUCAUUUACAGAGACUUGAAGCCAGAAAACAUUCUCUUGGACUGCCAGGGACACGUGGUACUGACAGAUUUUGGCCUUUGCAAGGAAUGUGUAGAGCCCGAGGAGACCACAUCCACCUUCUGUGGCACCCCCGAGUACCUGGCCCCGGAAGUGCUUCGUAAAGAGCCUUACGAUCGAGCGGUGGACUGGUGGUGCUUAGGGGCGGUCCUCUACGAGAUGCUGCAUGGCCUGCCCCCCUUCUUCAACACAGAUGUGGCCCAGAUGUAUGAGAACAUUUUGCACCAGCCACUACAGAUUCCUGGAGGCCGGACAGUGGCUGCCUGUGACCUUCUGCAAGGCCUUCUCCACAAGGACCAGAGGCAGCGGCUGGGCUCCAAGGCAGACUUUCUCGACAUAAAGGACCAUGUGUUCUUCAGUCCCAUAAACUGGGAUGACCUGUACCACAAGAGGCUAACUCCACCCUUCAACCCAAAUGUGGAAGGACCUGCUGAUUUGAAACACUUUGACCCAGAGUUCACCCAGGAAGCAGUGUCCAAGUCCAUUGGCUGCACCCCUGACAACGUGGCCAGCAGUUCUGGGGCCUCAAGUGCAUUCCUCGGAUUUUCCUAUGCACAGGAUGACGACGACAUCUUGGACUCAUAAGAGGCAAGCACUUAUGAAGCCACCAAGACCAGCUGGCAACUUCCGGGACUACCUUCUGCUGCCAGAAAGACACAAUGAGUCUGAUGACUCAAAGAAGACGGAGGUGCUUACCAUUACAUAAAAGUCAGUGCAGGGCUCAGGCUGGCAGGACAGGGCACUGAGCACCCAGGUGUUUAUAGUUUUGAUUUGCCCUUCUUGAGAAAUGACUCCUCUGUUUGGUUUGUUGUUGUUGUGACAAAAUGUCCAGGAAAAGUAAUGGAAAGAGGAUCCAUUUGGACUCACCAUUUCAGGGAUUUCUGCCCAUGGCUUCGGGCCCCAUGGCUGUCGUCUUUAGCCAAAGCUGAGUCAUUUCGGUGGAAGGAGUGGCACAGAAAAUCUGCUUACCUUAUUCCUACCAGGAAGCAAAAAUAGAAGACUGGGCUGGGAAUAAGAUUCACCUUCAGAGUAAUGUCCUAAGUGACCGACACCCUCCAAGCGGGACCAACCUUUUAGUUAUCACCUUUCCACGCCAUACAAUUAUGAAUCUAUGAGUGGACUAAACAACUGAUGAAUCCUGGGCCCUUGUGAUCCAAUCAUGUACUAAAAGGGUCAGCAGAAAAUGGGAACCGUCAGAAAACACUUCAGAUCCAAACUGUAAUAGCUUUGAAUAUUGGGGUCACAUGAUCACAAAAUGGUGACUGGUACCAUAGCCACCACCAUUGUGUUCUAAGCAAGAGAAAAGGAGGAAUGGAACAGGAGUGGGUUAAAAAAAAAAAAGCACCAUAACCAGAAGCCCAGUCCAGUGGCUUCCUUUAGCACUUCAUAAAUCCCCAGUCCUACUUAAUGGAGCCUGGGUACAAGCUACUUCUCAUAGUAAGGGAGUUCAAACAUUCAAACACACUGAGGGAAAGGGGAAGAGUGUUUCAUAGGCAGCCAGAACUCUGGGGAAGGUCCUCUUGGUAUCUGAAUUUUUAUUUCAGUGUGUAAAAUGAUGAGAUGUAGUGUAUUGCCUUCAGUUUCACAUGGCUGUGUGUGGAUGGUCUCUUUGUUUUGAGUAGUAUUAGAUGAACUGGAUAUUUUCUAGUAGGUAUGGUUGCCUCAAGACCUUUUAAUUUUCAAGGAAUUCCCUAUUUUUGAGGCUUGAUUAGAGGGGGGGAGUGGCUACCUCUAUUUAGAAUAGGAAAAAAAAAAAGCCAGAUCCUGACUUCCUCAUCCUUCUCUGAGCUCAAGCAAGGCACAUGGUCCUGAGAUGCAUCUGUGCCAACCUGGGCCCAAGGACAGGACUGGGAAUUCUCUCGAGUUCCUCCUGUAGAAGAGGUGACAAUGUAGAUUGUAGCACCCAGUCCUCGGCAUAACAGGGCUGCAGCUCUGCUUCUGGAAGCCUCAAGGUUUUCUUCUGAAGACUUCAAAGUCUUUUAACACACUCCCUUUUUACUUAGUUGUCCAAAGUCAACCUCAGAACACUCCUCUUGGGUGAGUUGUGGAACAGAUGUUCACGGCUGUUAGCAAUUUUUAUCCAGAUGCCCCUAAAGCAGUAAUUACUUUACCUUCUUUUGUCAAUCAAGACACAAGGUCAGAGAAACUGUUCCUGCUUGAAGGCCACACCACUGACACAAGCUGGGAUAUGGAACUAUUUGACCUUGGGCUCUACCCUGUAACCUUUGGACACGUCUCCUCCUCCUUCAGGCUGUUGAGUCUUCCAAGCCGAUCCGCUGCCUAGCUUACUAAGUUCCAGGUGGUCAAGCUCCGUCAUUUCAAAAGCUAACUCUGGCUGGCAAGAGUGUGAGUGUGUCGUGUAUGUCCAGGUAUGGGGUAGGUUGUUUUAUUUCAGUUUCUUUUACAAACCUGCAGCACAUACUCCAGGGUAGCGUAUGUCCAGACGUGCCCAGGUAUGGGGUAGGUUGUUUUAUUUCAGUUUCUUUUACAAACCUGCAGCACAUACUCCAGGGUAGCGUAUGUCCAGAUGUGUCCAGGUGGGGUAGGUUGUUCUGUUUUAGUUCAGUUUCUUUUACAAACCUGCAGCACAUACUCCAGGGUAGCGUAUGUCCAGAUGUGUCCAGGUGGGGUAGGUUGUUCUGUUUUAGUUCAGUUUCUUUUACAAACCUGCAGCACAUACUACAGGGUAGUGUAUGUCCAGAUGUGUCCAGGUGGGGUAGGUUGUUCUGUUUUAGUUCAGUUUCUUUUACAAACCUGCAGCACAUACUACAGGGUAGCUUCAUUAGCUUGCUGGUUGGUUUGGGGACAACGGGAGGACUUCACUUGGUUCCACCCCUUUCCUCUCAGUUUUGUUCCCUCUGUCCCCUGCCCUAGGAAUUAAGGAGGGUGGCAAGGCUGGGACUCAUGAAAAUUACUAUUAAGAUUUGUAUGGGAAAGAAGCAAUUUCCAUCUUAGCUAGUACAGGUUAAUUGCUAGAGGUGGGAUACAAGGAGAGAACAGGGAUUUCCACUUACAGGAUUGUAACUGCCAGAAAUCUGAACAUGCUGUCAAGUCCACAAUCUGCUGGUUCUGUUUAAGAUGGUAAAACCACAGAAAGUUUCACCAGGAUAGGAAAGAAAAAUGCAGAGCAAGUGCACUAUUAAACUGAUUGUGUUAUA